Messenger RNA from Brassicogethes aeneus, 2253 nucleotides. The record is from the annotation of a GenBank genome assembly. NCBI's taxonomy places the organism in Eukaryota, Metazoa, Arthropoda, Insecta, Coleoptera, Nitidulidae.
GACGUUCAAAAAUCAAGUUGCAUCAUGCAAAUUUUUGUCUUUUUCGUAUCCAAGGGUGUAAAAAAAUAACAGUACCAUUUUGUUGACGCAGAAGUUUUCUCGUAAAAUUUGUGUUUUUAGUAGUUAUAUCCAUAGUUAAAAGUAUAUUGAUAAGCUGAAGCAUCGUUAAUAAUUAAGAACAAAUUAUGAAUUUACCUCAAGGAGUUAUAGUUCCAAUGGCAUCUUUGUACGUAGGAGAUUUAGACGCAGAAGUAACUGAGGCAAUGCUUUAUGAAAAAUUUGCUUCUGUUGGGCAAGUCUUGUCUUUGAGGGUAUGUCGAGACACAAGAACCAAACAAUCCCUUGGAUAUGGGUACGUCAAUUUUAACCAACCAGCUGAAGCAGAGCGAGCAUUGGACACAAUGAACUUUGAUUUGCUAAAAGGAAAACCAGUUCGCCUCAUGUGGUGUCAGAGGGACCCAGCCUUAAGAAAAUCUGGAGUUGGUAACGUGUUUAUCAAGAAUUUGGACAAAAAUAUUGACAAUAAGUCGCUUUAUGAUACAUUUUCUGCGUUUGGUAAUAUUUUGAGUUGCAAAGUAGCAAUUGAUGAAGAUGGUUACUCCAAAGGCUAUGGUUUUAUUCACUUUGAAAGCACUGAUGCUGCUAAUACUGCCAUCAAUAAAGUUAAUGGCAUGCUUUUAAACCAAAAAAAAGUUUAUGUAGGAAAGUUCAUUCCUAGGCUUGAACGUGAGAAGACAAUUGGUGAGAAAGCAAAACUCUUUACCAACAUUUAUGUGAAGAAUUUUGAUGAAAACAUGAGUGAAGACAAGUUUUAUAACUUGUUCUCGAAGUUUGGCACUAUUACAAGUAGUGUUGUAAUGAAGCAUAUUGAUGGCACUACCAAGGGUUUUGGUUUUGUAGCCUAUGAAGAUGCUGCUGCUGCAGAGAGGGCCGUAAAGGAGAUGAAUAGCACUGAAAUUGAUGGGGAAAAACUUUUUGUAGGACGGGCUCAAAAGAAAACUGAAAGAAUCAAUGAACUCAAAAAACGUUAUGAACAACUACGACUUGAACGUUACAACCGCUUCCAAGGUGUAAAUUUGUAUAUCAAGAACUUGGACGAUUCCUUUAAUGAUGAAAAGUUAAGAAAGGAGUUUUCAACUUUUGGUACAAUUACAUCAGCCAAAGUAAUGACUGAAAAUGGAAGAAGCAAAGGAUUUGGGUUUGUCUGCUUCAGUUCUCCAGAUGAAGCCACCAAAGCCGUUUCCGAAAUGAAUGGGCGCAUGGUUGGAAGUAAGCCGCUGUACGUGGCCUUGGCUCAAAGAAAAGAGGACCGCAGGGCUUUCCUUAACACGCAGUACAUGCAGAGAGUAAGACAACAUAGCAUUACAUUCCCGACCACCACCCCUCCGUUCUUAAUCCCGGCGGUUGCUCAAACUGGUCCGCGCUUUUUCAACCACAUCAAUCCGAUUAAUCAUAUCCGACCAACGCCACGUUGGUCCGCCCCGAACGCAAUGAGACCGAAUGGAACCUAUAACAUGUCGAUCAUUUCCAAUUCGCCUUAUCGUCCAACUUCAAGAAAUAGCAUCCAAGUGAACAAUGUUAGGAAUUCCCUCCAUGCCCGUCCAAUAACGGGCCAGCAGCCAACAGCCAGACCAAAUAGUAAAUAUACCACCAACUCCCCAAACAGCAUCAUAAGACCCAUAAACAUGGCUUUGGGCAAUGGAGGAGAUAACAUCCCGCUAAACUCUAAUUCUCUCUUGACACCAAACCCUCAAGAUCAAAAGCAGAUACUUGGUGAGCGGCUUUUUCGUGUUGUCGAAAAACUGCACCCUGAAAUGGCUGGUAAAAUAACCGGCAUGCUUUUGGAGAUCGAUAAUUCCGAGCUCAUUCACAUGAUCGAAAACCAGGAUUCUCUUCGUGCCAAAGUUGAAGAAGCUAUUGCUGUGUUACAAGCCCAUAAGGCUAAAAAGGGAAUAGUCUCCGUACAAGAUUAAACUUAAUUUAUAAGUUUGCCCUUUUCUUUUAUAACCUUUUAAGAGUUUUUAGUUGAGUUUUCGUUUAUAUAAAUUAUAUUUUUAAACCGUUAUGAUUUAAAGUGUUUUAGUUAAUUUAAAAAAUGUUAAAAAAAACACCUGGGUAUUUUAUUUUUACUAUACGGACAGUUUUAAUACUUUUGAAAACCAUAAAAAAUAUAUACACUCAACUUAUGUAUAUCUGCCCAAAAAUUACUGUAGGUAUGCCCAUUUUUUCCAAAAAUAAAGACGUUUUUCUUUA